GAGCUCAAUGCGCGUCAUCGCCGCCACAACUGGAGUUACUGCAGGUCUCUACAGGAGAAAGGAGGAGAAAGCGCAGCAAAAGUUGACACUGCCGCCAUCUUUCUGUUGGACAGGAGUCACCAGCUGGGGGUGUUGAUGGCUUCCAGUCCUCCCUGUGCAGCGCUUUCUCCUCCGGCACAGAAAAAGAGAGAGCAGCUGCUUCUCACAUCCUUUGCUCUGUCAUCCCCCGUCCUCCCCCUCCUCCUCCUCCCUCAGGAAGGGGAGCACCACACCCUGUCAGCCAAUCAAAACUCGGCUCCACCGACCCCAUCACAUCAUCUCAGUUUCCAAGUGGGAUUGCCACAGCAUCAAAGGCACCUCCCUCACUCUCUUUCCCUCUCUCUCUCUCUCUCUCUCUCUCUCUGCAUCCUCCAACAUCUGACACUCAGGAAGAGGAGAAGGGAACGACAUGGACUAAAGGAGAAACAGGAGAAGAGAUGUGAUUAGUCCAAUGAAGUUUGUCCACCCACAUUAGGAAUCCCGUACCUCUCUCUCUCUCACCAUGAGCAUCGCAGCUCUCUCACCCGUGACCCCCGAGCCUCCGUCCCCGAUGAUCACCUCCAUCACACCGACCCUGAACAUCGCUGCCUCCUCUGCUGCCAUCCUCACAGCGGCUCACAGCCCGGACCCGGAGCACGAGUCCCAGAACGGGGCCUCCUCACCCGGCCCGGGCCCCAGCCGAGGCAGCCACGCUGGGGGUGGACCUCAUCUGGGAAGAGACGCCUCCCACAGGUCAAAGAAACCUCCGCCCCUCCACACCGGCGCCGACUGGAAGGUGGUCCUCCACCUGCCGGAGAUCGAGACGUGGCUAAGGGCGACCAGCGACCGAGUCACGCAGCUCACGCACUCUGCGGGACAAGACAGCGACAACCGGCACGUGGACGUCCACCUGGUGCAGCUCAAGGACAUCUGUGAGGACAUCUCGGACCAUGUGGAGCAGAUUCAUGCCCUGUUGGAGACAGAGUUCUCCCUGAAACUGCUGUCCUACUCCGUCAACAUCAUCGUUGACAUCAGGACAGUGCAGCUGCUGUGGCACCAGCUGAGAGUCUCCGUUCUGGUCCUGAAGGAGCGUCUGCUGCAGGGCCUGCAGGACUCCAACGGAAACUACACCCGCCAGACGGACAUCCUGCAGGCCUUCAGCCAGGACCAGCAGCAGACUCGCCUAGACGCUCUGACUGAGGUGGACGACUGCGGUCAGCUGACCAUCCGCUGCAGUCAGGACUACUUCUCUUUAGACUGCGGCAUCACCGCCUUCGAGUUGACCGACUACAGCCCCGGUGACGAGCCCGAGGCCCGGGGAUCUGACCCCGGCGGCGAGGACCCCUGCCAGCAGCCCGAUCCGGCCCAAGGCCCGAAUCCAGAACCCCCAGGGGCCGAGGAGGGCGAAGGAUCCAGCCUCUCGAACCGCGGACACCACAACAGUUUAUCUGAACUCGCCCCGCCCGCCGACUCAUCAAACCACAACCGUUCUCCGCCGGUGUUACCCACAAUGCAGUGUGGCAACCACGGUGAAAGUGCAAAGCGCCCGCUGCAGGGUGUGAGCCACAGCACCGAGGCGUCGCCCACGCAGCCGUCGCUUCCCAAGAGAGCCGCUCUGUUCUCAGACGGAGGAACCGGGGUGGAGGACUCGAGGGGAGGCCUGGGGAACGUCGGCCCGCUCUCCGGGCUCCAGUUCCAGGCCGAGCUGAGUCGGAGCACCCCUUCUCUCAUGGAUCCUCGGGACCGCUCCAAGUUCUGGUUGGAGCUGGACUCGGUUUAUCCAGAAAAUGUUUCGCAGUCCUGCGAGAGUCUGCAGGUGAUGAAUGGGCGUAACCUCCAGAGAAACCGUGGGAGCUCCAGACAGUUCGGAUGCUCUCAGGGGAGUGUCCCGAGGCCGCUGACCGAACCGCGGAGCUCAUCUGGGGCCAGACCAACCGCCAACGCCCCCCUGCCUCUCCAAUACCCGGUGUCUCAGGAUGGAAUAUCCAAACAAAUGGAGAGGACGCGGAGGGAGAAACAUGCACACAGCGAGGGGGACUCUGACUCCUCGUUGCCCUCCCCCAUGAGAGAGCAGUUCCUUUCCUCAGACGUGGACGCAUCCGGAGAGGAGUCAGACCCCCGACCGCAUCCUGGCAAGACAGCGGUCUGGAUCUUGAAGCGCCAGGGGCAGAAGGGGGCCCAGGCUUCAUCAAGAGCCAGCCCAGACAGGGAGCACUGGUAUGGGUCCGAAGAGUUCAUGGCCCUCCCCGAUCAGCUCCGUAAGACGGAGAUGCUCGCUAUGAAGCUGGAAAGUCUGGCUCAGUCCAUCCCACUGAUGCCCGAUGGCUGUGACUCUACCCAGAAGGCUUUGCAGGAUGUGGAUGACUGGGAUUUGACGGAGCUCAACCCAGACUGGGAGGUAGGGGAGAGCGACGAGAGGGAGAGCGGGGACGACAUGCCUUCUCUUCUGCCACCGCUGCUUCCUUACAGGCGAAACCUGGUCAGCCGCUUUAGCUCCACCUCCUCCAGCGAUAUCGCUCUCUCGUUGGACGAAAGCAUCGAGUCCGGCCCGUUGAGUGACCUGCAGUCUGAGGAGGACGAGGGACGGCGGUCUGCGGAGCGCCGCCUGCAGCUGACGGCGCCCCCGGUGGACAUGCGUGGAGGUGCGUCCCUGGUGCACCAGCUGCUGGAGGACAUUCAGAGUCAGAACAAAGACCCCGCCAUCUGGGAGAAGUUAGAGUGUUUCGUGAAGCAGUUGGACGGGUUCAUCUCGUGGCUGCAGGAGGCGCUGGACAGCACCGAAAACUGGACCCAGCCCAGACAGGACCUGGACAGCCUGAGGGUGUACCUGGACACACACCUGAGUUUCAAGCUAAACGUGGAUGCCCACAGUGCUCUAAAGGAGAGUGUCAUGGAAGAAGGCAGAGCACUGCUCACCGUCAUCACCUCCCACCAAUCAGGUCUGAAGGAUAUCCUCCAUAUGGUUUCCAGCCAAUGGGAUCAGCUCCAGCGGCAGAUCCGGCGCCAACAUGGCUGGAUGCUCCGCGCCCUCCGCUGCAUCCAGGCCCGCCUCCUCUACACCGGCCUAUCGCACCAGCCCUUUGCAGCCUCGGUGGACCCGUCGGCCAAUCGGCAGGCUCCCCGCCCAUCGGACGGCCUCGAGGCUGAGCUGGUCCCCAGUCAGUGUGAAGCCCAGCGAGCCGCCCUGGCGGAGCAGAUGGCCGUCAAACUGAGCAGCCUGCACUACCCGCCACCCGCCAGCAGGAGGCACUACAGUCAGCUGGCCAGGAACAACAGUCUGCAGGAGUUUGAGGCCGAGUACCAGGAGCUCUGGGAUUGGCUGAUGGACAUGGACGCCAUGGUAACAGACAGUCACCAGCUGAUGAUGUCAGAGGAGCAGAGGCAUCAUCUGUUCAAGAGCAGCCACGCCGAGCUGAUGAUGAUGGAGAGCAGGAAGACCAGCCUGCUGGGCCGAGCCGAAUCUCUGAAGAGGAGCGGGACCGAACUGCCCGACGACUUCCACCGCAAAAUACACAACCUGACGCACACGUGGAGACAGCUGGAGAAAAUCCUCUCGGAGCAUUCAGCACCCGGUUCGUCUUCGCAGCAGAACCAGUCGGCCGGAAAAAACUCUUUGCUGGGCGGUGGUCGAGGCGUUGCCGUGGCGAACCCUCGUUCCGCCCUCUCCCCGCUGACCAACUCGCUCCUGGAGCAGCUGGAGGCGCGGAUCAAAGAGCUGAAGGCGUGGCUGCGGGACACCGAGCUCCUCAUCUUCAACUCCUGCCUGGGGCGGGACAGGGACGCCGCAGAGCAGCUCCACAGCUUCAAGUCUCUGUGUUCGGAGGUGCGAGCCCGACGCCGAGGAGUCGCCUCCGUUCUGAAACUCUGCCAGAAGCUGCUGCAGCAGAGCCAGUCGGGCCCCAUGGCGGAGGUGGGCCCCGAGGCGGAGCAGCACCGCGAGGCCCUGCAGCUGCUGUCAAUCAACCUGGAGCGGCGGUGGGAGGCGAUCGUGAUGCAGGCGCUGCAGUGGCAGAACCGACUGAAGAGAGAGCUGGGGGAGCAGCAGGUUCUUGGCAGCGCUCUGGAACCGUGUCUAGUCGACCUCCACCAGAUCAGCCUGGUCCCAGCUGGUCCAGUGGCUCCACCGCCAGACGAGUCCUGGGAAUGGGAUGAAACGGAUAUGACAAUGGCAGAAGUAGAGCCACAAGAAGAACCAGAACUCGACCUCAUGCACAGCCUCCCCUUAGAACCAAAUCUGCCUUCGGACAGCUUUCUGUCCAAUGGGAAUCAACCCGAUGGGAUUGGAAUCAGUGUCCCAGCCAGUCAGAGGCCUGAGAUGUUGUCCCAUGUGAGGGAUGGAUCCGCCUCAGAGGUUCAGCCCAAUGUGAUGUCCCAAACUCUUCCCCUGAACAACAAUAACAUCUACCAGGUGUACAGCCUGCAUAGUGUGGAAUUAUACAGACAGCCUCAGUUUCCUCACACUUCCUCCUCGCUGCACAAAACCAAAUCAGGAAAACGGAAACCGCAUCUCCUGCUGAAGAGCCUGAGUAAAGACUCCUCGUUCUCUUCUAUCGAAUCCCUCCCGGACCUCCUGGGAGGUUUGAUGUCAAACGGCCGAGGAGGAGACAGAAUCCUCGGGGAGAGCGAGAGGGAGAGCGGCAGAGGAAGCGGCCAGUCGGCGAUCAGCCUGCGGUCUGAGAGCGAGAGCGGGAUCGUCAGUGAUACAGGAGAAACGGAGACGACGACAACCAACUCUGAAAUCCAGGAAGAAGUAGAGGAUCAGGGAGGAGAGGAGGAGGAGGAGGAGGGAAAGAAGCAGUGGAAGUUUAAAACUGUAGACGGGAGUCAUUUGGCCCUGCACAAAGACAAAGUUACCAACCAAAGAACCAAGGAGGAGGAGAGUAUGAAGGAGAAAGCAUGGAGGAGGGAUGAAAUCAGAAAAAACAUAGAUGAGGAGAAAAGGAGGAGGCACAGGAGGGGAGGAGGGGAGGCGGUUGAGAUCCUAAUCAACGGGCGUGGAAUCCUGACUCCCGCUGACUCCGACUCUGACUUUGAAGCGGGAGGACUCGGUGUAGACUCCUCCGAGCCCUUUAUGUCCGGCGGCGACUUCACAGAGUUUAAAAUCAACCAGUUGAACGGUUUGGAGACCCCUCCAGCUCUCAGCCGCCGGGUGUCCAGUCCGGUAUUAUCCCAGGGCUCGUCUCUGGAGUCCCUUCUGGCUCUGGGUGUGGAGUUAUUUCCCUCCAAAGACCAGCUGCACCGUAGCUCCUCUCUGGAGAGCUGUCUGGUCCCGUGUCGGAGCGCCGAAGAGGCCUCAGGCAGCCUGGCCAGCCUCGGGGAUCUGGACCUGAUUGGGCAGGGCAGAGAGAUGGAGGGAGGGAAAGCAGGAAAAGAGAAGAAGAAUGAAAGCGUGCAAGGAGAAGCGCCCCCUGGGGAGCUGAGCCGAAGAACUCUGGAUCUCCUGAAACGCCUGGAGAACAUCCAGAGUCCUUUGGCGGCGAAGAUGACCCGCAGCUUUUCAGACAUGACACUUCGGAGCAUCUCCCCGCAGCGCAGCAGACUGCCUGCCUCGCCGUCUCUCGGCGGUCAACACACGCCGCUUUCCGGGAUUUCGGGGUCUUCACGAAAAGGCCCGCCAUCCCUGAUCAACGAGAGUUCAGCGACGACAUCGCUAACCGAGCUGAGUAGCGCCGAGGACUCGUCCGUGGGGUCCGAAGACUUCGCCGUGCUCAGAAAUCACCGCCACCUCUUCCUGGAUCCCGCCGUGGCAGCAGCGUCCAACGCCAACUCGUGUUCUUACAGGAAACAUUGCCACGGAAACGGCAGAGGAGGGCAAGGGAUGGAUGAGGCGGACGCGGCGAGUUUGAGCCUGGUAGUGAACGUCUCCUGCAAGUCGGCGUGCACGGACGAAGACGAGGACGACAGCGACCUUCUGUCUUCCUCCACGCUCACGCUCACCGAGGAGGAGCUCGGCGUUCGGGACGAAGAGGACGAGAGGUUGAGCGGCGCCUCCACUGGCAACGACGAAGACGAAGAGGAGAUGGAGGGCUCUUACGUCCUGGGGCUGGAGUACAUGAAGAGGGAGCUGCAGACUUGGAUCCGAUCGCCUCGAAGUUUGUCUUCCUCUAAAACAGAAGCCGGUCUCCGGGACGAGCUGCAGUGCGGGACCAUCCUGUCCUCCGCCUCUCAGAACACGGAGCCGCACCGCUUCCAAAAGCGCUCCAAAUCAAUGGAAACCAACGCCAUCGGGGGCAACAACAGGACAAAAAGAGACAGGAGAGAACGGGAAGAAGAGGAGGAGAACCGGAGGAACGCGACGAGAAGCUACAUCAGCCAGUUUGUGGACGACGUGGAGAACGGAAACGUGGACCAGAGCUGCGCGAAAGGGGAAGACGAGGACGAUGAACUCCUCCGGGAGGAAUCGAGCGUGUUCACCAAGAAAGGAGAGUCGCUGAGGGAGUCCUACGCGUUCGCCAAAACGGCAGAGUCUGUUCAGGAUGACGGUGACUUGAUCGUGAAAACAGAAUCAAAGCUGCUUUCUCCGUCUCCGUCUUGCGAGCUCCUCCCCUUCCUGUCCAAACAGGCCUCCUCUUUAGUGGGACAGCUGAGAGGGGAGCUGCCCUGCCACAGCUCCUCCUUCCCCUCGCCUCCGUCCCUCUCGCCCGUCGAGGACUGCGGCUCCCACAACGCCUUGCCCGACGGCAGGCCGGCAGCCGGGGGACGGAAGGCCAUCACCAGUCAGGAAAAGUUCAAAUUCUCGUCUUUUGUGACGGAGGAGACGAGGAGGGAAGUCCGAGACAAAGAGUCGUCCCUGCCGCCCAGAAAACGGCACAAUUCUCACUCCUCCUGCUGCAGCCACCUUCCCUCCCCCUCCUCCCUCCAUCCAUGCAGCGUAGGUGAGGGCGCCAAAGAGAACGUGCACGAUUUUGUGAUGGAGAUUAUUGAUAUGACGUCCCUGGCUCUGAAGAGCAAAGAGAAUCAGCCCGAAGAACCAAACCAGCCCGACAGCAGCGGGUCCAUCCCAGACCAAGGUCUUGCAUCGCUAGCACAGAUCAGAGACAAGGUGCUCGAACACUCCCACCGGCCUCUCCACCUCCGUAAGGGAGACUUCUACGCCUACCUGUCUCUCUCGUCCCAUGACAGCGACUGUGGCGAGGUCAGCCAGUGCUUCGAGGAAAAGUCCUCCACGCCGGUGCCCUACACCAUCCCGUCCUACGUAUCUCCGACUCAGGGCCUCCACAGCCCGAGCCCGAGCCCCGAGCUGUUCACGAGCACCAAGCUGCGACUAUCAAACUCUUCCAGACGCUCCUCCCCCGACCUCGAGUCCAAGAACAACUUCCGCGCUCUGGAUUUGAAGUCUCCGAGCGGUAGCCGCGCCGAAGAGCCCGCUAGCCCCUCUCUAUCCCUGCCCCCGAGCCCGGACAUCCGGGAUGAGGUGAUCCUGUUUGCAGCGUGCACGGAGGAGGUCUACCUGGGCCCGCCUCUCUGCUACAGCAUGGCGCUCACCAAGAAGCCACGGCGCGUUCCGAUGAAGGAAAACUCAGAGUGUUCGCCUUCCCUGGACCCUGGCUGUGAAGCUUACUCAAAACCGAACGGUGCUUCCGAUCCAGGCGAUAGUCUGAGCCACGUGUCUCACUGCGAGGAGUUUGCGUUAGGCCAGGAUCACAGGAUGUAUUUCCAAGGAUCCAUUCCCACAGAGGGAACACACAGCACCCUGUCUCCUUUCCUAGAGCCUUGCAACCCUCCCUCUUCUCCUCCUCUUCCUUCCGUGUCCUCUGGCGCCGAAGAAGAGGGGGUGAGCGACCCGUACCUCCUCUGUGAUGUCGCUGGAGGCGAAGUGGCGGCCGCUGCGAGUGUCUGCCCGCGGCUGGAGGAGAGGAGUCGUAAUGAGGGGCCUCCUUAUCUUAAUCCCCCGGCGCGUGUCGCCCCGAUAGACUCCUCCGCAGACGAAUGUUUGGCAGAUACUAAAACGCUUGAAUCCAAUAUGGGCACCGUAAUGACCAAGAUAAGUGUCUGCGGCUCCGCUACAAAUCCCUCAAAAGAGCCAGCCGCCGCCGCCGCCACGCGUAUUAAUCCCAAAAUUAACUGCUCGCCGAUGAGAGAGGCAGAUAGGGAGGAGGGGGAGAGGAGAGGAGAGGUGGAGAGUCAGAGGGCGAAGCGGGAGGAGAAGGGGAGGAGAGGGCGGAGCGGCUCGCAGCGGGAAGCAAAGACGGCGGCGGAGAAGCAGGUGAGCACUCAGUCAGCUGUCAAUUACGCCGCCAGAUCAGCACAAGCCUCAGUGAAACCGCCCGCCUCGAGGACCACCGUCAGUAGACUACCUGUGUUGGGAGCAGGAACCUCUAGGAUCCAGCUUUAAGGGAGCUAUCUCCAUCUCCCCCCACCCCUGCUGAGCUGAUCUCCCUCCUUGGCUUGGUCUCUCCUGGAGGCCCCCCUCUGAUCUCCCAAAUCUCACUGCUGGAACCCAACGGAUCGUUAAGGAGCUGGACUGAAAACUCAUCCAGCAGUUUCAGGGUUAUACCUAACAGCUGAUUUCAACUUUUUCACAGUAACACUGGGCCUGAUUUCAGGGUUGAACUUGUACGCUUCUGAGUGAUAAGGAAGCAGCUUUUAGGGUUGGCCUGAGCAUAUUUCUGAGUUAGACUGUAAACAACACAUACACUUUACAUCAAACUACAGUUUUAACGGGAUGAAGAAGAAGAUUUCAGAAAGAGAAAACGUUGUAGUAACAAUCCAACAACCAUUUAAAUGUGAUUAAGAAAUUGUUUUUUUAGAAUAAAAAAUGAGACAAUGCAGUAUAUUGCAUGUGCGAGAGCCAACCGUUUCACAACGGAUAAGGAGCAGAUAAGAAGUCUCCAGGCGAAAAACUUUGUCACAGUGAAAUCCCAUAUUUCUGAAAGGAAGAUGACGAAGAAGAAUGGAUUAGUUUUCAGCAGCUGUAGAGAGAUAUUUCACAAAUGAGUCAGAAGGUUACAUCAAAUUGGGCUAAACAGGAAAAAACUCUCCCAACAAAAUUUAAUGUAAAACUUUUUACAUCUAAGUGCAGGCAACCCAGAAUCACCUUGAUUUAUUUUUUACGUGUGCUUUUUUUAUAUAUAUUAUUUUAUAAUGUUCUAAUAUAUAUUUUGGUGUGUCAUGGUUUGGUUCUAAGGCACAGAAGAUAGACAAUGCCACUUGAUAAAACCAGAAUUUUGAGUCUGACAAAGCUUUGGAUGUAAGUGAUGUGGAGAAAUGGUGUUGGACUGAGCUGAAAUCAGAUGGAAUUCACAGAUUAACACAAAGAUGGACCCUUGAGCUUCCUUAUAUAUUCCCAUGUUGAUGCUACUUACUGUUGUUUUGCUGGAGGCUGGUUGCCCAAAGAAAUGUUAGACGAUACAACCCGUUCUCUCUCCCAACUCGUAAAAUACUGACGCUUGAUCAGUGUCUCUCAGCAUCAGAUACCAAAAAGACGCAAAAAUCCCCCUUCUGUACGAAACGCACCGGCCAGAGCACCAGCUCGACCUCGGCGCUGUAAGAUGACGUAGCAUUAAGAGCAACAAGGGUAGAGAGUAGUAUGAAAGACUG
Perca flavescens (yellow perch) is the source of this 9558-nucleotide messenger RNA. It is a transcript of the gene akap6, whose product is annotated as A kinase (PRKA) anchor protein 6. The record is from RefSeq and is a predicted model, not a curated record. The transcript is spliced from 25 exons. Gene Ontology annotation, molecular function: transmembrane transporter binding; protein kinase A binding. NCBI's taxonomy places the organism in Eukaryota, Metazoa, Chordata, Actinopteri, Perciformes, Percidae. Bases 542 to 8353 code for a protein of 2603 amino acids. Gene Ontology annotation, cellular component: sarcoplasmic reticulum; perinuclear region of cytoplasm.